Messenger RNA from Maudiozyma saulgeensis, 939 nucleotides. Lineage: Eukaryota; Fungi; Ascomycota; Saccharomycetes; Saccharomycetales; Saccharomycetaceae. The record is from the annotation of a GenBank genome assembly.
AUGAAAAUGCAGUUUAAAUACCCUCUUAUUACUUCCGUGGUUGCUCUCUUUGGUAAAGUCGCAACUGCGGGUUCGGAAACCGAUACCUGUUUCGCAACCCUAGGUUCAUCUAUAGAUGGUUUGCAAGCCAGAUUCUUCAAGUACGUCUACCCAGAUUAUGCUAGAGAAUAUAGUGACAAAGAUUAUGUAACCUUUGGCUACGACAGAGACGAUCGCUACAUUACGACUUUGACUGGGGUUACAGAUGUUAAUUUCUUCCAUUUUUUCAACAUUAAUCAAAAUGGACCAACAUGGGGUGAAAUUAAUGGCUUAAAUAUCACCACUUCUAAUUUCACUGUUGAAUAUAGCGGUUGGUUUACCCCAAUCGAAACGGGUGACCACAUCUUUACCAUUGGCCAAACAGACGAUGCAACUAGGAUCGAAAUUAUGGGAGAUAGUUCCUCUUAUUGUUGUAACAAUACUGAUAUUAAUAGUACAGUGGUCGAGAGUUAUCAAAUCUACAAUAACCCUACUGUACACGAACAAAAUGUUUACCUCCAAUCAGGUGUUUCAUACCCUCUGAAGAUUGUUUAUUUCAACAAGGACUCAGUUGGUAUUCAAACAAUCAACUUCACUGACCCUUCCGGUACUGUACACGAUACCUUUGAUGGUUAUGUCAAAUAUUACACUGACGUUGUUUGUGAUAAGACUCCUGCGCAAACCUCAACCUCCGAGUUACCUGAAAGUAGCACGACUUUGGCCUCCGUUAUUGUGUCUUCCGACCCCGAAUCAGUUUCACAUUCUACUAAGACAUUAACUCCUUGUGAUUCAUCCUCUACCACCUCUUCUCACCCAUGUAAGACUACCACAUCAAGACCACAAAAGUGCCCUUGCCGUAAACCGUGGGUUCAUACCAGACAUGGUGGAUGGACACAUGAAAGACCUCACCACCAUUGUUAA